This is a messenger RNA of Metarhizium acridum CQMa 102, 3825 nucleotides long. Lineage: Eukaryota; Fungi; Ascomycota; Sordariomycetes; Hypocreales; Clavicipitaceae. The record is from RefSeq and is a predicted model, not a curated record.
AUGGGAUCUAAAGACAAGCUGGGAAUCAAGGUACUUGUAGUGAACCAGCAGGUGGUUGAGCUAGACCCUGACAUUGCUGACAUCACUUUCUUUAAAACCAUUUCAUUGAAAGAGGCAAAUGACCAUCGGGACAGCACUUACAAUGAACUUGGUCAAAGUAAACAAGAAAACAAGGUCGUCCUCCAUACGGAGAAGGCUGCCGAAAUAGACAAUCCCGACGGGCAAACCGGCCCGAACUGCGAUGACGCUUUAGAUUCUGUUGUCAGACGGCAAUUUCUUGAGCUUAUUGCACAAUUUCCAACCCUGUAUAGAGUGAAAGGACUCUUACAUCGCCUUCUCUUGGACCGCAAGCAUAACGUGGCUGCUUGCAUGUUACUGAUCGCAUGGUUCAGACACAACACCGUGAAAACCGUGCCGGGAGAUCUCAUACAACGCAUUGAUAAACACUCUCCAGCAACAACCGAAAGCAUAUUUGAGCUCUUGUGUAUGCCGCUAUCUGUGCCAGUUGAAACAAACAAGGAGUGGAUCGCAGGUUUGCAACUCGUACUGUAUUCUUUUCGAAAUUUCACAGUCCAGGAGCUUCGUGAUUUGGAAGCAGCAACCGGUUAUGGACAUCAAAUGGGGCGGCUCAAGAACGCUGCCUCACCCGCGCCAGGCUUAUGCCAUACCUCAUCACUUCUCUCCGGUAUCACGAAGAUACGCGCGAAUGAAGUUUGCAUUAGCCACACCCAAUUUCGCGACUUCCUCGAUUCGCAGCUCAGUGGUACAGGAAAAGAUGCCAGCAGAGAAGGAAAGCACGUACGCCGCGCACACGCGAGGAUUGCUAGCUGGUGCCUGGAAUAUCUUUGCAACACUCAGGAUGCCGAGUUCAGGCGAUUUCAGCCCGCUGACGAGAAUACAUCGACUCCCGAGUUCCGCGACACAUUCCUCUCAUACGCGAUUAAAUAUUGGGUUCCCCACCUGAAGCUCUCUGAUUCCGACGCCGAGACUCUCGCAUCUGCAGGUAAAUUUCUGGCGAAAUCGGCUCAUGCAGCUUCAUGGGCACAAGCCUACUGGGGUCUUGGGAACCCGGCCACAAGAGGCAAGGGAUCGUCCAUGUCACCAUUUGCAAUCUUCGCGGAACAUGGAUUUGAGUCCUUGGUAAAUGCCGUUCUUGAGACACAUGGGGAUCAGCCGCCUCUGACAAGAAGCCAAUACCUUCAUGGGUUGAAAUGGGCUGCUAGAAAUGGCCACAGUCAGUUGGUCCACAAAUUGCUUGCUCUUGAAAUCACAGGAGACGAGCCAUUUGACAGCAUAAUUUACGAGGCCUUCGCCUCUGGAGACGCUCAGAUCUCGAAAGAAGUCGUCAUGGCAGCUCAAAGGCAAGCGGGGAAUAUCCAAAGCCCUUUAAAUCUUCUAUCUUGGGCAGCCUACUAUGGUCUGGCCGAAAUUGUCGACAUAUUGAUUCCUUGCAUACCGCCAGAAGUUGAAAAGGAGAACGAGUGGCGCCCUGUACGGCUCACGGUAGCUGAGAGCAAACUAUUCACUGGAGGUUCUCUGCAGGCCUUGAAGCUGUUGGUCGCUGCUGGCUUCGCUACAAGAGAUGUAGGAACUGAUGAUGAGGAGAGCGCCUCGGCUCUAAGACUACUGUGUAAAUCGGGAGCUAGUACAGAGGCUGUCGAGUUUCUUGCGGAAGCCUUGCUAGCGUCGUCCAUCUCCAAUACUCCAGAACAAAAGCAAGAAUGGCCGAAAGAAUUUGCUUCUGCCGGAGAGAUUGCUUUGGCUCAAGGACACCACAAAGUUGUACAAGUGCUUAUGCAAACCUCUGCUGCCAAAGAAUGGUACGAUGUGCCGCGGCUUGUGGCUUGGAUCGGCUCUGCGGCCUCGGCAAAAGAGACACAAUGUUGCCGGGAAAUCGUUUCACAUCUUCUCAAGGCUGUAGAGAGCUUGAAACAGCCCAUAUCUUCUAACAGCAUAAGAAAGGCAUAUAGUUUAGGAGAUGUCUCUCUUACGGAAGAUAUAAUCUCAGCUUCGGGUGGUUCGACGUCAGAAAACUUUUCCGACUCUCUUUGCGCUGCGGUUUUAGGAGGAGAUGCGGCAAUCAGCAGCACCAAGUUCAUAGAAAAAGUCGGCUUCGGGGUUUGUAGCAGGGAAACGUACCAACAAGGAAUUAGCGAGGCACUUUGGGCAGCAUGCACGCGCUCCGCUUUCAAGACUGUCUCACUUCUACUGGAGAAGAGGCCGCGCUUGGAUGAAUUCAGCUCUGAAAGGGUGACGCCUCUGUUCUAUGCUGCGUUUCACGGCCAUGAGGAACUUGUCAGGAUUCUUCUCAAAGGGGGGGCGAAGCCGAACGACACCGGUAGCGUUGGGGGCUGGAAACCCAUACAUGGUGCUUUCGACAACCCGAAGAUUCUGGAUAUACUCAUUAAUGAGGGGGCUGACAUAAAUGCCGAGAAUAAUGGCCAAACCGCAUUAUCAUUAAGUUGCAGAAACGAUAAAGCGGAGUCGGUAAGAUUACUCCUGAAGCACAAAGCAGAGGUGCGCUUCGAACUAUCGGAAGCUCUCGGAAAAGCAAGCAUGGUUGCACUACUUCUUGAUUGUGGUGCGGACCCUCUACGCUAUAAGGCUGAAGAAUUAAACAGCCCUCUGCUUCACACUUGUGUGCGGUGGAACUUGACCGACAUCCUCAAAAUGCUGCUCAUCUAUAAGGUCGAUGUCAACGAGCGAGACAUGCACGACCGAGCACCUCUUCAUUACAUAACCUCAAGAGUGGAGGUACCCGUCUUAAAACUUCUGGUGGACCGCGGCGCAUAUUUGAAUAUCGUGUGCGACGGAAAAACACCCCUAUCGAUGGCCAUAGGGGGCAACAACAAGGCAGUCAUACGAUAUCUCGUGGAAGCCGGGGCUGCCGUCAACGCCACCAUCGGAUAUUACGGCUCGGUGAUUCAUAAAGCAUGCCAAAGUAGCGAUUUAGAAACCAUAAAGCUCCUCAUUACUCACGGUGCAGAACUGAAUUGCAACAAUGACGGCAUCCUAGGCACACCGCUUCAAGCUGCCCUGCAACGCAACACCUACUCGGCCAAAGACACGGUGGAAAACGCCAACAUCAUAAGAUAUCUUCUUGACCACGAAAGUAGCUUGGUUCAAAUGAGCAGCAGCACUUGGGGCGGCCCCCUGAGUGUUGCUUGUCUCAGGGCCGAUCUGGAUGUGGUAAAGACACUAUUAGAACGAGGCGCGAACGUCCAUUCAGUUGAUAAGAUCGGGAGGAUGCCGAUACAUUCUGCGCUGUACCGGACAAUAGAAUAUGUCGAGACGCUCCUCGAUGCUGGUGCAGAACUGCAUGUCUGUGACCGCAUGAACCGAAGCCCGCUCCAUUUUGCGGUCGUCAGCGGACGGUUGAACCUCGUCAAGUACGUCAUUUCACAGCGCAAAGAGCUGGUUACGCAGAAUGACAUAGACAACUGGAGCCCGCUCAUGUGGGCGGUACGCGUUUGCGGACUCUGGGGCACACAAACGUCGGAUCGCGUCGACAUUAUCCAAGUGUUGCUCGACGGCGGCGCCAGUCGGCUGGUGGAAGGCGAGGGCGUCGAUCGCAAGUGGACUGCAUACGACAUUGCUCGGUAUUACGGUCAUGUCCCGGAGAUUGUCGAGCUCGUGACCCCCAGUAAAGACGAGCUGGCGACGCUGGACGCAUGCCAGAGAGGGUUCUGGCAAUGGAGAUUCUGCGAACAAGAAAAAAAGGCUUAUCAGUGGCCUUUUUCAUGCUGCGACGCAUGCUUGAUGAUCCCAGAAUCAUAUCCACCCGUACCACGAGUUUACUUCCUCGGAGGAGAGGUUCGAAUCUGA